Molecule: messenger RNA, 5508 nt
Organism: Leptopilina boulardi
Lineage: Eukaryota; Metazoa; Arthropoda; Insecta; Hymenoptera; Figitidae
Gene: per
Product: period circadian protein
Exons: 17
Coding region: 345-3461 (1038 amino acids)
Biological process (GO): negative regulation of transcription by RNA polymerase II; circadian regulation of gene expression; entrainment of circadian clock by photoperiod
Cellular component (GO): nucleus; cytoplasm
Molecular function (GO): transcription corepressor binding; transcription cis-regulatory region binding
Source: RefSeq, a predicted model, not a curated record
GUUCAUUGUGAAUAUUUCUUUAAAAAAAAAAAAAAAAAAAACACUACUUUAUAGAAAAUAAUUUUUUCGAAAAAAUAACAAUAAUUACAUUAUCUAUGGAUUUAUUCCUUAAAUCAGUUUAUAAAAAACAGUGUAAUUAUUCAAUACACUUGUGUAUAAAUAAAUUGAAUAAUUUAUCGAGAAAUUUAUAAAACCAAAUUCGCGAUUUCCGGGUGAGCGAAAAAACAAAAAAAAAACAUGUGAUAUUAUAGAAUAAUAACAACGAUUUUAAAAUAAUAAUUAAGCGCGUCGCGUUUAAAGUUAUUUUUCGGGGAAAAAAAAAGAUUCUCUAUUUAGAAGUGAAAAUGUCGAAAUCUGUCAUCAUGGAAAUAUCUACGGAAAAUGCGAAGAUCACCGACUCUGGAUAUUCAAAUUCGUGUAGCAAUAAUAGUCGAUCUUUGAAUAGCAAUGAUUGUUCAAAAUCGAAAAAUAGCAACGGUUCAGGCAGUUAUGGCUAUGGCAGUGAACUUCCAUCUAAUUUUGGAUCCAGCAAUGAGGCUCUACCACAGUCAAUCAACAAAAGAAAGGAUACAGAUCACAAGAAGAAGUCUAAAACAACUUUGGCGAUUAAUGCCGAUUCGAAACCGGAAGUUAAUGUUUUCAACACUCCAUUGAAAACGAUUUUUGAUAAAAUAACAGAUGAACAAGCAGUAGUAGAAAUGAUGGACAUCACGGAUACCAGACAACCCAACGACAAAUUGGUCUCCGAUUAUGAAGCAGGACUUGAUCCUCAAAUCAAUUCUCUGGAUGAUUCCAACUUUCAAACGAAUGACAAAUUUACUUUGGUAAUUUCCAUGAGAAAGGGUCUGGUCGUCUACACAACUUUUAGUGAAGCUCUUGGCUAUUCCAAGGACGAUUGGAAGAUGAAAUCAUUUCUCGAAUUAAUUCAUCCAAGUGACAAGGAGGCUUUCUUUAAUCGUGUCAAUGAAAUUAUUAUUGCCUAUCAAGAAUUAUAUUAUGGUGAUAGUGAAGCAAAAGUGACAUUAUUUUGUAAACUACAAUAUAAGGAUGAUUUUAACAUAAAUCGACAUUCAAUUUCCGUCAAUUCAAAUCAUUGUGAACCAUUUUACUUGACAUUGAUAGUGAAAGAUUUACAAAAUUGUGUCGACGAAGAACAAUUUGAAACAAUGUUCCUAGUGGUAAAGGCUCAAUCAGUUCAAUCUGCAUACAAAGAAUCAGAAGAAAUAAUAUCAUCUUCAAUAUUCACUACCCGCCAUACUGCGACUUGCUUUAUAUCCCACGUUGAUCCUGAAGUAGUCCAAUAUUUGGGCUAUCUACCACAGGAUAUGAUUGGCCGUUCGCUUUUUGACUUCUAUCAUCCUGAGGAUCUGCCUCUCAUCAAAGACGUCUAUAAGACUGCAUUAUCACUUAAUGGAAUCCCCUACAAGUCAAAGCCCUACAGAUUUAUUAUCAAGAAUGGUGAUUUCGUUGUUCUUGAGACUGAUUGGACGGCCUACAUUAAUCCAUGGACAAGAAAACUUGAACAUAUUCAAGGUCAACAUAGAGUCAUUAAAGGACCAUUGGAUCCAAAUAUAUUUCGUGAAUCUGUAAAAUCAAUCAACUUUAGUGAAGCAGUGCUUGCUAAUGCUGCAAUUAUUCAAAAAGAAAUUCUAGUUCUCUUACAAGAGGAGAACAAGAAGAAUGAAAAUGAAGUCAACAAUAGUUGCAAAUAUCUAGUACCGCUCAUAAUGUCUCUAUUUCAAGAGAUUCUGGCACCAAGAAGUAUUAAGGACACAGCAGUGAAUGCACGAAGUUUUUCGGGACAACCCUUGUUACAGGAGCACGAAAGUGUCAUUCUUGGAGGAAUAUCACCACAUCGUGAAUACGAAGACAGCAAAUCAUCAACUGAAACACCUCCAAGUUACAGUCAACUUAAUUACAACGAAAAUAUGCAAAGAUUUUUCAAAAGCAAUCCAAUGGCAACGGCAAAUUAUGGUAGCAGCUAUGAAGAUAAUACAACGGGAAAUAGUGUUGAUGAAAUUAAAAAAGAUAAUUCCUCUGAAACCAAAUAUAUGUCACCAAAUGCAGAAAGCGGUCAAAGUGGAAGCGACAGUGGCAAUGGUUUUAAUAGUCAAUUAAAUUUAAAUACAAUGGGAAAAAAUUAUGGAGAAUUGCCAAUAUUGACUGUAUCAUUAUUAAAUAAACACAAUGAGGAUAUGGAAAAAAUGAUGGUACAAAAGCACAAAAUUUUUAGAUCUAAUAUUAAAAAAAGUGAUAAGCUUAAAGAAUCAAGAGUUAAAGCCAAAGAUGAAGAACAAGAUCUCAAAGUUUCGAAAGAUCAUGGAAUUAAAAGACGAAGAAGCGAUAGUUUAGAUAAAAGUCACAAGGUACCAAAAAAAAUCUGUAAAAUGGAAUCAAUUCCAUUAAAUAAUACAGGAACGACAAAAACAUUAAACAAUGAACAAACAAAUUCGAUAAAUACGAAUUUAUGGUCACCUCAUUCUCUACCUAAUAUAAAUAGCACUCAUUCAAAUUUUCCAGCAAUGCCAAUGAAUCCAUCAAUUUCAUCAUAUUGUUAUAAUGAUUUAACAAUGAGUCAAAAUCAAAACUUAAGAAGAAAAUUAAAUGAAAAUACUCAAACACUGCCGACAGUUUCUGUGCAUAUGAUACAGCAAAAUUCAUGCUUGCCUUACGAAGGAGCAAGAAUUCCUGUUUUUUAUUCUACAAAUCUUCCGCCAUCAGUGACACUUAAUCCUUGUAAACAAUUUUUAAUUCCCGAUUCAAGUGAAUUGAAAUUACCUCAAAAUUCUGAUGAUAAAUUGCAUCAACAAAAAACGUCAAAUUUGUCAACUAAAGAAAAAUUAGCGACAAUUUCAACAUCUUCGAAAAAGAUAACAGAUAUGGAAACAAAUUCUUACAAGAAUUACACCAUUGAAGGAUCGAGUACUUCAAGUUUUUACAGCAGUUUUCUUAGUAAAAGUACAGAAACAAAUAGCAAUUCCGGCUCUAGAUCACAGGGAUUUAAUUCACAGUUUCAAUCAAAUUUAUCAAGCGAUAAGAACAGGCGUCCUUAUGGACGCCAAUCUUUUGAUAGUGCUGAUGAUAGCAUUGAAUCUCAAUUAUUAAUAUGCUGGACAAAUCAUCAGCAGGAAAAUCAAAAAAGGGAGCAGCAACAAUCGUUGCGAAAGGAACCACCAUGGCUUAAAGGAGUUCAAAUGUCACCAGCAUUGAUAUAUCAGUAUCAAAUUCCAGAGAAAUCAUUAAAAGAAGUUUUAAAUACUGAUAUGAAAGCAUUAAUGAGCAUGACACAGCCAGCUCUCGUUCGUGAACAACUUAAUCAACUUUAUUCCGAUUUGGAGCUAGAAGGUUUUGAAGCGAGGCUAAAACUCGAGGAGGAAAUUGAUUAUGAUGACAAUAAAAUUGAUCAAAACAACGAAGUUAGUUUUCAAAGUUGCAGUAUAAACCGAAGUGGAGCUUGGUGAGGAAAACGAACUUAAGGAAACAAAAUGGAGUUUAAUACUUUAUAACUUGCACUUUCAAUUUUGCUAUAUAAGAAAAAAUUCUUUUAUCAAUAAGUGCAGGAUAAUUUUUAUUUCAUUUUUAUUCCAUAUGUUUGCGAAUACCAAAUACAUUUUUGUAUUAAGGAAUUGAAUUUUACUAAAUGUCAUCUCAGGAAUUUAAAAAGUGAAAUUUUUAUACUUAUUAUUAUAUUUAUAUAUUUACAUUAAAUUUUUGUUUGUGAUAUAUAUUUAUAUAUUAAAAAUUUAAAUAUUUCCAAUAUAUAUUAGAAUUAUUGAUAAAUAAUUAUUAAUCAAUAAUAGUAAAUAGAAAAUUCAUUAUUUAAAAUGAAAAAAAUUCACUGUUGAAAUUAAUUAUAAUUCCUGUAAUUCUAAUGUUGAUGAAAAUUCCGAGGCGACAUUAGAAAGAAUUCCGUCGUGUCGACGUUUAGCCAUAAAAAAAAAAAAAUAAUAAUUAGUACUGUGCGAAAGAUUAAAUUAAGAAUUUGCAAUUUUAUAAACAAGGGAUCAUAUCUGAAUAUGAACGAAAAAAUCAUUUUUUAGUGUUUAGAACAAAUUAUUUAAAACAUUAGCUUAUUGUGUAUAUAUUAAUAAUUUUCUUAAGAGACAAUUUAAUUUAAUUCAUAUUAGUCAUAAUAGGAAUUUAAAAAAAAUUAAAACUUUUAAGUAAAUUAAGAAAUGCACAAGUUUUUUUUUUUAUAUCUUCAUUCUAAUUUUUCAUAAACAAUUUAAAAGUACACAAUACUAUAUAUUCGAGAAAAUUAAUUUAUUUUUGAUAUAGAAAGUAAUUUCAAUUUUUAAAUAUGUCUUAAAAUUUAUCGUGUUAUAAUUUUAUCGAUGUAUAUUAUUAAUAAAAAAAAAAAAAAAAAAAACAAGAAUUAAAAGAAAACUGUAUAUUUUAUAAGUAUAUUAUUAUAUAUUUAUUUUAUACAUUUUAAAACUUGUGCCAUGUACAUUUUUCAUCAAUCGAAAAUUAUUUUAUUCUAUUUUUAUAAAUAUGUGAAGCUGAACGUUGACACAAAUAACUAUCACAAUGUGCCAAUAAUAUUAUUGAAUUUUAAAUUAUUUUUAUAAAUUAUAAUAAUAAUAAUUUGUCAUUCAAUAUUUAAUUUAAAUAUAAAAAGCCAUUUAAUUACGCACUAGAAGAAAGAAAAAAGUUGAAAAAGAUGAUUCAAGGGACAACUUUCAGUUGCCGAUUUGACAUUAUCAAAUAUUCAAUUAUUAAUUAUUAAUUAUUAAUAAUUAAAAUUCAUUAAAGUGUUAAAAUAUGUGCCGUGCAUUUAUAAAAUUUUACUCUGAUAUGAAAUUUUUUAUUACAAUUUCAGUAAAAUUUUCAAAAACAAAUAAAAUAAUUAUAAAUUUUUGAAUAUGUUUAUAAGAUGCACAUUUAAUAUUAAUUAAUUACUAUUUCUAAGCCAAAUAUUUUUAAGUAUAUGUUUUUUUUUACCUAAUAAUUUAGUAAAAAACCAAUUAACCCUUCGACUGUCAAAAUAAUAUUCUUAUUAUUAAUAAACAAUAUUCUUGAUUAUUUCCGUAAUUCAGAAUUUAUUUUAAUUAAGCUUAAUUUUGAAUUAAUACAUUUUUUUUUUUUGGAUAAAAGAAAAAUUUUUCUCAGUACUAUAAUGAUAGUUGAAGAGUUGAUAUCUCAGGAUUUAUAUGAUAUUGUAUUUUCAUAAUUUAUAAUUAUAAAUCAUUUUACCGUACGAUUUUUUUUUUUUUUUUUUUUGAAUCUACGAGCGACUGUUUUCUAUGAUUUUUUUUUCACACGGUAUUGCCUUAAUAACCGAUGUUAGAACUUAGCGUUAAAUUUUAAGAUCUUGACUUGUCGUAAAUGAGAAAAUAAAAAAAAUAUUGAAAUAAAUGUUAUUGGAUGUAUAGUUUUUCAGAAUAAAAAGAAAUAUUAAAGGUUAAUUAAUAUCAAAUCAUAAAUAUUACAAACGAUUGAAAAUAAUUUAUUAUUUAUUAUUGUUGAUGUUUAAAAAAAAAUAAAUGUGAAAUUGUUUCUUAAAAA